AUGUCCGCUAUAUCUGCUGCUGAGGGAGAUGGUCAAUUACCACCGGAACCUCCCACGGUAACCAUUGAUAUGUCUGAACCCCCCGAGGAGCAUUUCAAACCAGCAGUGAGAGCUGUCCUCAAGGAGUAUGCUUACGAGGAUACAUUUGAGCCCCUAUUCCGCGAAUUCAAUGCUACCGUAUUCGGCAAGGAGAAGCUUCAAGACGAAGACUAUGAUACUCUGGCUGAUGCUGCUGAUAAGUUCUUUCCUACGCAGGCUCGUGAGCUCAGGGGCAUAUCGGAAGAGUUCGGUACUCAAGGCCAUUACGUGAGCUAUCCUUAUCUCUCGGCUUGGUUGUAUGCAAUUGAGAUGGAGCACAUCGAAUAUCCUGAUUCAUCAAGCACUACUGCCGAAGACAAUAACGAGUGCACUGCCCUCUUGGUCGCUGAUUGUGAAGGCAAUGUUGUUCAGGGACGUAACAUGGAUCGUCCCCCAGCGUAUACCCCCUACGCCAGGCCAGUCACUCUUAACUUCGAUGUCGUCAACAACUCGAACGGCGUACCUGAUUUCAAGGCUUCUGGUUUCUAUUGGUUAGCAGCUUCGUUUGUCACCGUUGAUAUCCCUGGUCACCUCUCUAUGCAAGCUAACUACAGAUAUUAUCCCACUUACAGAGAGACUCCGACCAAGCAGGAUAUAUUCGAGUAUAUCGAAGAAGGGAGAGCUUCUGCGCUUCAGACGUUCAAUGAGAUGAUCUUUGAACAGGGUAUUAUCGACUUUGAGCCUGCCGUGGAGUACCUCAGCAAAUGUCCGAUGGCUGUUCCAGCGUACCUAUCGAUGGCUGGGACUGGUGAUGAGUUCAAAGCUGUAGUUCUUACUCGUGAUGAAGAUGGUUUGGCCAUUGACCAGAACGGUGAGGUACACGAGCCUGCAUAUUUGAACAAUCAGACUGGUGAUUACAGCGAGGCCGAUAAUUGGUAUUUGGUGCAGACCAACUACGAUCGCUGGGAGGCCGAUCCGAUUUCUGAUCCUAGACGUACUGUUGCUGAGAACUGUGUGAAGGAGCAUGGUAAGACUAAUGAUAUAAAGUCUACCUGGGAUGUUGUCAUGGAUUGCUCCUUUUUAAGCGGAGUCUCUACGAAUCACACUAUUUAUACCUCCAUUAUGGAUCCCACAUAUGGUGACUUCUCCACCUAUAUUCGUUAUGAUGCUGAUGAUGCUUGGAACAAAAACCAUCAGUGA
Molecule: messenger RNA, 1218 nt
Organism: Perkinsus marinus ATCC 50983
Lineage: Eukaryota; Perkinsozoa; Perkinsida; Perkinsidae
Product: Acid ceramidase precursor, putative
Exons: 1
Coding region: 1-1218 (405 amino acids)
Molecular function (GO): hydrolase activity, acting on carbon-nitrogen (but not peptide) bonds
Source: RefSeq, a predicted model, not a curated record